Aspergillus uvarum CBS 121591 is the source of this 2362-nucleotide messenger RNA. RefSeq names its product putative pyridine nucleotide-disulfide oxidoreductase. Gene Ontology annotation, molecular function: NADH dehydrogenase activity. The coding region runs from base 452 to 2110 and encodes 552 amino acids. The record is from RefSeq and is a predicted model, not a curated record. NCBI's taxonomy places the organism in Eukaryota, Fungi, Ascomycota, Eurotiomycetes, Eurotiales, Aspergillaceae. The transcript has a single exon.
CAGCGGAAGCGGAAGGAAUAGGGAUCUUUUUUUCUUUUUUCCCUUCUUCUUUGAUCUUGUCUCGGGACUCGGAAGUUCCAAGAGAUGGACGGGCUCGGGAGUUCUGGACCCAUGGAUGGAAGCUGCCUAGGGAAAGGAGAAAGGGAAAAGGGAUGAUCUCAUCAUGUGUCAAUCCGAGUAGAAGGUUUGGGUUUCCGAUGCACACCGAGAUACCUUUCUUUUAUAUAAGCUGGGGUUUCUAGACGGGGGUUGUGGCUUUUAUUUUUGUGGUUCUAGUGAUAGGUCGGGUUCAGUUUAGUUGAGCGCAGGUCCUGUAUCAUCGCUGUGUACGGACUGGACAUACAAUAUGAGACGGAUUUUAUCAUCAUCCUUUGGGGGUAGGGCUCCUGCUAGACUGCAGAGUUGGACAUCAUCCUCGACCUUGGGCAGUGGCAAGGAAAGAGGAAGGUCGAUGUCGCUGCUGGCUUGCAGACCACGAGUUGACAAGCAUGCCCGAUCUACCACAACUUCACCUAGACUCACAUCAGCAAACACACCCACGGCCACAGCCAGACUCCUAGCAACACUUACCUCAAAUCCACCGACUCCAAUCCCCAACCCCGACAAGCCCCGAGUCGUCAUCCUCGGCUCCGGCUGGGGGGGAUACAACCUCUCACGCAAGCUCUCCCCCGCCCACUUCACCCCGAUCAUCAUCUCGCCGCGCUCCUACUUCGUCUUCACCCCGCUCCUCACCGACACCGCCGGCGGCUCCCUCGACUUCUCGCACAUCGUCGAGCCCGUGCGCGACCGCCACGCCAAGGUCGAUUUCAUCCAGGCCGCCGCCCGCGCCGUCGACUUCGCCUCCAAGACCGUCAUCUGCGAGGCCACCGUUGUCCAGAGCGGGGUGACCGAGUCCCCGCGCACCGAUGACGGCGAAUCCCAGCCCCCUCAAGCAUCCCCCACGCGCACCUGGGAGAAAGGGGAGACGUUCGCGGUCCCCUACGACAAGCUGGUCAUCGCCGUCGGCACCGUCAGCAGGACCUUCGGCACGCCCGGCGUGCGCGAGAACGCCUUCUUCUUCAAGGAUGUGGGCGAUGCGCGCCGCGUGCGGCGCCGCGUGCGCGAAUGCUUCGAGCUGGCCGUCUUGCCCACCACCUCGCCGGAGAUGCGGCGCUGGCUGCUGCAUUUCGCCAUCGUCGGCGCGGGGCCCACCGGGACGGAGCUGGCCGCGGCACUGCGGGAUUUCAUCUCCGCGGAUCUCAUGGCGCUGUAUCCCUCGUUGAAGGGCAUUCCGAGACUCUCGCUGUACGAUGUGGCGCCGACGGUGCUGUCGAUGUUCGAUGAGUCGCUGUCAAAAUAUGCCAUGGAUACGAUGCGGAAGGAAGGGGUGGACAUCAAAGCUUCACAUCAUGUGGAAGGGUUGCGAUGGGGCGCCCCGGGGGAGGAGGCGCCCACCGAGAUGGAUCCUAAGCGGUGCUUGACUCUGACUACGAAGGAGGAGGGCGAGGUCGGCGUAGGUAUGUGUGUCUGGGCGACGGGGAACGCAAUGAAUCCUUUCGUUCGAGAUGCCUUGGCCGACAUCCAAGCAUUCCCAGACGAGUCGGCUUUGUUCAAGGAUGGAAGCGGUCGACCGAGUGAGGACGUCGUGCAACGGUCCGCGUGGCAUGUCAAGAAGGCGCCGAAAGUCGGAGCGCUGUUGGUAGAUGAGCAAUUGCGCGUGCAGCUGGAGAACGAGAGUGGGGACACAGUGGUGCUGCAAGAUGUGUUUGCCCUGGGGGACAACGCCAUGCCAGAGAAAGGCGCGCCACCAGCGACGGCACAGGCGACCUUCCAGGAGGCCAAGUGGCUGGCUAAUCGUCUCAACCGGGGAGAUUCGCAGCCUACGGCCCCAUUCUCGUUCCGCAACAUGGGUACGUUGGCCUACAUUGGAAAUGCGAACGCCCUGUUGCAGAUUCCGCAUGAAAAGGGAGAGCACCAUAAGUACCUCCCAGAGGGGCUGAAGGGUCGGACCGCUUGGUUGGUGUGGAACUCAGCGUAUCUGACCAUGAGCAUCAGCUGGAGAAAUAAGGUCCGAGUUGCGUUUCGCUGGAUGUUGAAUCACCUCUUUGGCAGGGACGUGUCGAGGUAUUAAUUUAAUAGCCUAGAAAAAGGUUGAACGGCUCUAUCGAUGUUGUUCAAAGCAUGGCAGGAACUUGCGCAUCUCCCCUCACGACUCGAUCAAUCAGCUCCAUGGCCUGGAAGAGCUCGUAGUCACGCUGCUUGGGCGUGAUGACCUGCACACUCAGCGGCGAACCCAAGUACACUCGGCGAUCCACAGUCUUCUGGUUCCCUGUUGACCAUUAGUAUCCAGUAGGAAAAGAUAAUCGAAGAAGAAACAUACAUA